Molecule: messenger RNA, 3294 nt
Organism: Cannabis sativa
Lineage: Eukaryota; Viridiplantae; Streptophyta; Magnoliopsida; Rosales; Cannabaceae
Product: protein RRP6-like 3
Exons: 12
Coding region: 217-3042 (941 amino acids)
Biological process (GO): histone mRNA catabolic process; poly(A)-dependent snoRNA 3'-end processing; exonucleolytic trimming to generate mature 3'-end of 5.8S rRNA from tricistronic rRNA transcript (SSU-rRNA, 5.8S rRNA, LSU-rRNA)
Cellular component (GO): nuclear exosome (RNase complex); nucleolus
Molecular function (GO): 3'-5'-RNA exonuclease activity; nucleotide binding; nucleic acid binding
Source: RefSeq, a predicted model, not a curated record
UUGUCCAAAAUUCAGUAUUUUUGUAAAAACCCCCCAAAAAUCAAUUCCACGGGCUUUCCUUAGUGAAUUCGGCCAUGAAGGAGAUUUUAUGCCCAUUUGUUCCGUCGGUCAAGUCGUUUCUAUCAAACACUUGCCCGCUGGCCUUCGCUUCCGCCGUCCACCGUCCGCCGUCCGCCAUUACCGAGUUCACUGAAGAAACCUAAGACCUCACCGAAAAUGGACAGGUUAGGAGGAAAACUCAAGGUGUUGCUUUCCAUCGUUUCAGUCUCAGCACUCUCAAUCUUAAUCAUAGCAGAGUAUCGAAGGCGUCGGACAUUAAAGUGCCCCCGAAGUUCAUGUUAUUUACAAGCUGACCACAAGCCACAGUUCUCGUUCAAGCGUGUUUUAGCUGAUAAUUCAUAUUCUUUAUUCAAGCAUUUCAAGAUCACAACUGAUUCUACUACCAGUGAAAAAAGUUUGAAUUUGCAUCCAUAUGAGGCUGAGAUAACCAGCUUACUGGAAUAUCCAAGACUUGAAGGAUUACAGUUAGUUGGUAAGAAUGUUGAUAUGAAGAUGAAUGAGUCAUACAUUUGGGUUGAUACUGAGUUGGAGUUGAAGGAGCUUGUGACCGUAUUGAGUAAAGAGAAAGUCUUUGGUGUUGAUACUGAGCAGCACAGCUUACGGUCCUUUCUAGGCUUUACAGCUUUGGUUCAGGUAUCUACUCUGAAAGAAGAUUAUUUGAUAGACACUAUUGCUCUUCAUGAUUUCAUGGGACUUCUUCGCCCGGUGUUUGCUAAUCCUAGCAUUUGUAAGGUGUUUCAUGGUGCAGAUAAUGAUGUUCUUUGGCUACAAAGAGACUUUCACAUAUAUGUUGUUAAUUUAUUUGACACAGCCAAGGCAUGUGAGGUGCUGUCAAAACCACAGAAGUCACUAGCCUACCUACUGGAGUCAUACUGUGGUGUAAUUACAAACAAAUUGUUACAGCGUGAAGACUGGAGGCAACGCCCAUUGUCAAUGGAAAUGGUGCAAUAUGCUCGAACUGAUGCACACUAUCUAUUAUAUAUUGCGAAUUGUCUAAUUGCUGAACUGGAACAACAGAAAAAUGAGAAAACUUCCACCGAUGACAAAUUCCAUUUUGUUCUUGAGGCUAGUCGACGUUCAAACACAAUGUGUAUGCAACUAUUCUCAAAAGAAAAUGAAGCAUCUCCUGGGGAAUCUGCUGCUUUGUCAAUAUUUUCCCGCCGUCUGAAUGGUCGAGGCAACUCAAUAGUAUCUGGUGGAUUUCAGGAUGUGGUGAGGCGAUUGUGUGCAUGGAGAGAUUUAAUGGCCCGUGUUCAUGAUGAGAGCUUGAGAUAUGUAUUAUCGGAUCAAGCUAUCAUUGCUCUUGCUGAUAAUAUUCCUACUAGUUCAAAGGAUAUAUGUAAAGCUAUUGGCGAAGCUGAUAUUAACGCAGAUUCAAGUUUCACUUCUCUCCACCCAUCUCCAUCCCCUGUUGUUUACAGCCAUUUAGAAAAUCUUUGUGAUCUACUCCAAGACAAGAUAGCCUACCCUGACAUUUUUCCAACAAUUCUUCAAAAGUGCUUAGGUUCACAUGGGAGCUGUCCGCUAUCAAUAUUCAAUUAUGCCUUGUUGGUUAGUUGUAAUUUGAAAUUGCCAUUAGUUUCCAAACAAAAAACGGUCAAAAACUCAAAGCAAUUUACUCGGAAGGCUUCUCGAGCAUUAUUUGUUCAAAAGUUUUCUUGCAAAGCUCCAGUUUAUCAUAAUUGUAGGAUUUAUGCAAACGAUGGACGGCUGCUUUGUUACUGUGAUCAGAAGAAGCUUGAAUGGUAUCUUCGUCGGGAUUUAGCAAAGAUGGUCGAUGAAAAUCCUCCUGCCAUUAUGCUUCUUUUUGAACCCAAGGGUCGUCCAGAAGAUGAAGAUAAUGACUUUUAUAUACAAAGUAAAAAGAACAUAUGUGUAGGCUGUGGUGAAAGAAAUCACUAUUUACGCUAUCGUAUUAUUCCCUCAUGUUACAGAAUGCAUUUUCCUGAGCAUCUGAAAAGUCACCGUUCUCAUGAUAUUGUCCUACUUUGUGUGGACUGCCAUGAAGUUGCUCAUGCAACUGCUGAAAAGUAUAAAAAGGUAGUUGCUAAAGAAUAUGGAGUUCCACUUUUUGUUCGUAAAGUGGUUGAUUCAAAAGAACACCAACUUAAAUGCGAGUCAUUGGAAGAGGCCGGUGUUUCUCCCUUACAGUUACGAACAGCUGCGAUGGCUCUUUUGCGGCAUGGACCUAGGAUGCCAUCUGAGCGCCGUGAAGAACUGACAGGGGUUGUUAUGAGCUAUUACGGAGGAAGAGAUAUUUCUCAGGAUGAUUUGGAAAAAGCUCUGUUAGUUGGCAUGAAUCCUUAUGAGAGAAGACGACUUAAUAAAAAGAAAGGAAUUUCUUUUAACCAUGCCCAAAACAGCUCCGUAACAGAUAUAGAGCAUGAAAAUAGCUCCAGUAGCAUGACAACAGAAGUUAAUAUUUCAAAUUCCUCUGAUACUAAAGAAGAAUGUGAUUUUUCUCUGGUAAAGGAUGUUGCUAUACAUUGCAACUCUUCAUACUCUGAUUUGGGAACUGACGGAAAUUCCCCAACCAUUGCUGAGAAGAGCUCAAACUCAAACACAUACAUAAUUUCUGAUGCAAACAACGUCAGUUGUGUAAAGGGUGAUGAUGAUUGCGCGAAUAAAAGUUUACCAAAUGGAAAAGUUGACUACUGCCCUUCGAAAAGUGAUGGAAGUGCACGUUCUAAACAUAACUCGAAGUUGUCUUUAUUAGGACAUGGACCUCAUGGGAAACAAGUUGUAGAUUAUAUACUAGAAAAUGAGGGGGAUGAAGGUAUCAGUCAGUUUUGUCAAAAAUGGAGACAAGUAUUUGUGGAAGCUGUUCACCCUCGUUUCUUACCUGCUGGCUGGGAUAUUAUGCACAGGUACUGUCCCAAGGGGUUAAUUAUGAGCCCUUCGUUUUUCAGUGGUAGGAGGGGCUUCGGAGAAUUCAGCGUCUACAAUCCUUCGAACACAGCAUCUGACAGUACCAAGACUUGAUGAGCUCAAAUGGCAUGGAGCAAAACCUGUUAUAAAACUUGUGUUUUCGUGACCAAACAGAGAAAUAUGAACAACACGUUUUUGCUUUUCAUUCUCACCUUAUUUAUUUUCCAAAUGAAAAAUGAGAAACUCCAGUUUUGGGCUACAGUUUAGUUUAUCAUGUUUGACAUUCCCCUACGGUGAAAAUUUUGUUCAUGAUCGUAAUUACACGUUUUCUUAGUUUAUAACAAGUUUCUCGUCAUUUACCGAUUA